AUGCUCCAAAUUUAUCAACAACUCGCCAGCUGUGCGCCAUCCCAGCAUGAGGAUGUCUACAUUUUGGCAAUAGCACCCGUUGCGGGCCGUGGGCUUGCCGCCAUCAGCUCUGCCGAUGAACUCCUCCUUCUCGACAGAAAUGACCCGGCCGGAUCCAAUCCCGUGGGGCUCCAAGGCGUGCCCCGUGGGGUCUCUUCGUUGGCCGUUGAGGACCAGGGUACAGCGGUCAUCUGUUCUGGAAACGACGGCACCGUGGCCAUUUUUGACAUCCGAUCCCAAUCCAGUGUUGCCCAAUUCAAGUUGGGCAAACCUGUCAUUUCUGUGGCGCCCAGGCUGAAUGAUGUGGCUAUCGGUGGGGAGGCCGUCGUGGCCAUCUGGGAUCGAAGACAAGGGAAACCAAGGUGGCAGAAUGCUGAGGUCAACGAUGAGAUCACGGCGUUGGACUUCCACCCCUUCAGGAAUCAUCUCCUCCUUAGCGGAGGUGAUGACGGUGCAAUCUGCGUCUUUGACACUCAAAUUCAGGAAGAACAAGACAGUCUGCUUCAAGGUGUCAACCAUGGUCCAAUUCACAAGGCAGGCUUCUUGGGACCGACAGAUCUUUACGCUUUGAGCUCCGACCAGAAUCUUGCGCUGCACUCUCUCACCGUUGAUGACGGAGAUGCUGAAGCAGACCAACCAGCACCCAAUCAGUUGGGGGACUUAAGACCAGCCAUUCCCUGCGAAUACGUGAUUGACAUUUUACAUAGCGGCACGGACCAUGUCGUGGCCUGUGGUUCGCACAGUAACUCUCGUGUUGAUCUAGUCCGAAUGAGCCGAGGAGCCGGGCUCAGUCUCGACCAGCGAAUCAUCCUCGAAAACGCUCAUGGGGGAGAGGUUGUUCGAUCGAUAUUUGCAGAUGAGACCGAUAACACCAUCUUUACGGCAGGCGAGGAUGGGCGAAUUAUGGCAUUCCGUCCACAGGGAAGCCUGCUACCGACCACCCCUGCCAAAGCAACGAAAUCCAAGAAGGCCCCAGGCGCAAGAUACAGCCCUUAUUGA
Molecule: messenger RNA, 1038 nt
Organism: Cladophialophora psammophila CBS 110553
Lineage: Eukaryota; Fungi; Ascomycota; Eurotiomycetes; Chaetothyriales; Herpotrichiellaceae
Exons: 5
Coding region: 1-1038 (345 amino acids)
Molecular function (GO): protein binding
Source: RefSeq, a predicted model, not a curated record